This is a messenger RNA of Fusarium poae, 855 nucleotides long. RefSeq lists its product as uncharacterized. The record is from RefSeq and is a predicted model, not a curated record. The coding region runs from base 1 to 855 and encodes 284 amino acids. NCBI's taxonomy places the organism in Eukaryota, Fungi, Ascomycota, Sordariomycetes, Hypocreales, Nectriaceae. The transcript is spliced from 2 exons.
AUGGAAGACCACCCAGAUCUCGUUGUCUCUGUCGGUCUAGGCACAACUUUCACAGGUGUGGCCUGGAUGAGACAUGGAAUUCAUAUACAAAUUGUCAACGACUGGCCCGGUAGCGACGACAGAGGCGAUCGAAAAGUCCCCACGGCCACCGUAUACAACGCCGACGGAAGCAUAUCAUCGUGGGGAUUCAUGUGUGCUGACGAUGACCAUGAUCCAAGCAAAACUCGCCGCGAGUUCUUCAAGAUCUUCUUGGACCCAGACACACUUGAGGCAGCACAACAACAGGGCCUGACAAAUGUUCCUCGAAGCACUGGCGAGGCUCGCCAAUUCGUGACUGAUUACUUGAAACUGAUAUAUGCGCACGUUAAAGACAGUAUAGAGAUCCGUAUGGGCAUAGGUGGUUGGGGAACAUUGUCCGUACUGUUUCUAUUCAGCGCUCCAACGACUUGGACUAGUAUGGCCGUUGUUAACGCAUUCAAAGGCGCCAUACACGAUGCUGGUUUCGGAACUGAAGGAUCCAGGCAUUCAGCAUUAGUUGACCUCACAGAAUCUGAGGCUGCAGCCGUCGCGACUCUAAAGACAGGAGCCGUGAACCUCCGUGCCAACAGCAUUUUUCUAACCGUCGACGCAGGUGGAGGUACCACUGAUCUAGCUCUGAUGCGAGUCCAGUCGACUGAUUUCAAUUUCCCACAGCUGUCGCAAGUUACUGCUGUCAGCGGUCUUGGUGUUGGCUCGACCCUCAUAGACCGCGCAUUUGCUAGGCUUGUCUCGCAAGAAUGGCUACGAAUCCCGACUUCAGAUUGCCUACCGAUUCUGCGGCGCGCAUGGCCCGGAGUCCGGGAUUCAAGAGUGUGA